UGCCACUCCUCUCUCUCUCUCUCUCUACAUGUACAGUAGUUUCUGAUCAUCAGUUGUGAGCAGUAAGUGUGAGCAAAGGUAGAGGAGAUGUUUUCUCUUUCUCUGCUCUCCGCUCUGCUCCUUCUAUCCUUUCUCGUUCAGGCCAGUGUGGAUGAAUCUUUCAGGGACUGUUCUCAAUUCCUCUACCACCAGAGGCCCCCCCGGGGCGUGCGGCUGGAUGGUCUUCACACUAUCUGCCAGCACUAUGACAGUGAGCCACGCUACGCAACCCUGUAUGAUCCUGCCCGCCACAUACCUCUCUACUCUGCCUACACGUUUAAAGGCUCCGCUGGAGAGAAGAUGGACAGCCAUCCCUGGAUGUAUGAACCACAGCUCUUCAGCACAUCAGAAACAGGAAACAUGCAGCCUUUUCCUCAAACUGGAGCUGACCAGCAUUUGGAGCAGACUCAGGCCGUAUUAGCUGACUACACUGAUGCUUUAGGUUAUGAGCGUGGUCAGCUGACCCCAGACCAGCACCAGUCCAGCCCAGGGGACAAGGCUGCCACCUACACCCUGACCAAUGUGGUGCCCAUGACCAGAGAGUUUCUCCGAAACCACUGGGAGCCACACCUGGACACCAUCCGCCAGCGCCUCAACAACUACUGCCAUGGCACGGCCUACAUAGUGACCGGCAUCACCACCGCUGGACAUGCCAUACGAAGGGGCAACAUCAACCGAGUGACCAUUCCCAAACACAUUUGGUCUGCUUAUUGCUGCCCUGACUUUGAUCCUGGAGUGCCAUACGAUAUUCGCUAUAAGUUUCCUUCUUAUGCUGUGUAUGGCCUAAAUGAUGUUCUAGAUAACUAUGUUAAUGAGGUUUCACCAAAAAGGCUGGAAGCACUGGUGAAGAGGGAGAUGCCAGUGGAUCAAGACUUUCAGCUCUUUCAUAGCAACUGUAUAUCAGCCAUGUAAAUAUGCAGAUUAUAAAAACAUGUAUGCAUUUCUUUUGUUCCUUGCUUUAAUAAUAGUUAAAUUAAAUGCUAUAAAUUAAAUGCCUGGUUAUAGAACUUGUAAAAUUGUUCAAUUUGUUUGAAAUGUACUACAUAGAUAAUUUUACUCAGCUAUUUUACUCUGUUGCUAAAAUAUGUGCAUUUGGUGGUUUGAUGUACCGUUGUGUAGACUGUUAGCAUUGAACAUCUUGAAUGACUCCAAAAAUAAAGAUUUGUGAAUUA
Molecule: messenger RNA, 1211 nt
Organism: Colossoma macropomum (tambaqui)
Lineage: Eukaryota; Metazoa; Chordata; Actinopteri; Characiformes; Serrasalmidae
Product: endonuclease domain-containing 1 protein-like
Exons: 2
Coding region: 88-951 (287 amino acids)
Molecular function (GO): metal ion binding; hydrolase activity; nucleic acid binding
Source: RefSeq, a predicted model, not a curated record